UCAGGGUCAGUACCUGGCGGGAUACGCUAGUUACCUGAAACUGAAUAUUGGAUCAAUACCAACUGUCCGGGAUGCAUCAGGAGACCCUGAAGCUGGCUGUUCUAGACAACCUACAAGGCCAGAUGUUGCCUGCCAAACAGACCCAGUAGAGCAACGUUCUGUGCACACACAGUUGUCCUGGAGGACUUUCCAUCCAUUCGUCAGGAGUAAAGGUGUACAGGCUACUGUGUCCUGCAAGGACUUUCGUGGUGGCACAGACCCUGUUCUGUAUGAUGAACCCCUGCCGCUUUUCACAUCCACCCCAGCAAAGAGGCCAGCAAAGAGACCUCGCCUGGAACUGGAGGAGGAGGAUGAGGAAGACGCAUUGGAGGGCAGCUCUUCCUUUUUAGCUCCACAAGGGCUGGAUGCUACGUACGACCCUGAGGAGUCGGUCACACAUGUGACAGCCUCAACAGACACCUCUGGUCAAGCACCCACUGCCACCCACAAUGUCAACACAUACAUAGUGUACGAGUCCUGCAUUAUGGACCUCUUCCGGGACUGUCCUGUGUGCCAUUGUGUGUGUGACAUAAAGACCCGAAGGAUUGGUACAUUCCUUUCAGUGGAUCAGCUGUGCCCCCACUGUCAGUACACAAGACAUUGGGAUAGCCAGCCUAUUGUAGGAAGUACUCCAGCCGGGAACCUCCAGCUCUCCACUGCAGUGUAUGUCAGUGGAGCAUCAUUCUUCAAACUUCAAAGGGUCUUCAACGCAAUGAAACUGCAGGUUUUCAAAUAUGACACCUUCCGAAGGCAUGCCAGAAUGUUCAUCGAGCCAGCUAUUGUGAACAAGUGGAAUACAUCGCAGGAAGAGAUGCUAAAGCGACUCAGUGAGGACGAUAAAGUAAUUGUUGGUGGUGACAUGAGGGCAGACUCCCCAGGCCACUGUGCAAAGUUUGGCAGCUACACAAUGAUGGACCUCAAGACCAACACUGUUGUUGAUAUUCAGUUGGUUCAGAGCAACGAAGUGGGUGGAAGUUACCACAUGGAGAAAGAGGGUCUGAAGAGGAGUCUGGCGUUGUUGGACAAACAUGGUGUGACUCUAGAUUGCAUCGUCACCGACCGUCAUCCACAAAUUCAAAAAAUAUCUAAGGGAGUGCAACAUCACCCAGUUCUAUGAUGUCUGGCACAUAGAGAAAGGAAUUUCUAAGAAACUGGAUCCAGUUGCAAAAUCAAAGGAAGGUGAAAAACUGCAGAAGUGGAUUAAGAGCAUAAAAAAUCACAUCUACUGGACUGCAGCAACAUCCUCAACAGGCCCUGAGAGAGUGGCCAAAUGGACCUCCAUCCUGAACCAUGUGCAGGAUAUCCACACACAUGAGGACCCCAAUUACCCCCAGUGCACUCAUCCACUGCGCAAAACCAGGGACCCGAGGAAAUGGCUUGCAGCUGGAACUCCUGCCUUCUAUAAGCUGGAGAAAGUGCUCACUAACAAGAGGAUUCUGAAGGAUGUGGAAAAACUGAGCCCCCACCACCAGACUUCAUCUUUGGAGGCUUUCCAUAGCGUGAUCCUCCGUUUUGCUCCAAAGAAUGUUGUCUUUCCAUUUCUUGGAAUGCUGUGCAGACUUUACCUGGCGUGCCUGUAUUUCAACGAAAAUGCAAACCGGGCACAAGCAAGAUCAUCAGCUGGAGACCCACUAUUCAGACUGCAGUUCCCAAAGGCCAGGAAGGGAGAAUGCAGAGCAAAAGUUGUAAAGACUGACCCGACAUUCCUAUGUGGAUGACCUGAUGGACCUGGUCUUUGAAAAAGUCUUUGUGGACCCGGCACCAUACACGGAGGAGAUAAUGAAGAUCAGCAUCCCAGAGGACCUGUGUGCAAAUUAUGAGCGGCCAGACAAAGAGUCCGUCAUAAACAACUUUGUGUCCAGGUUCAAUGCAGCGGCGGUCUGAAACCCUCGUAGCGGGCCAGGGCGUCAGGAAACUCCCUGCGGAUCCGCAGUACCACACAGGCCGGAAUUACAACGCGGAUCCUGCGCCCAAGAAAGCCCCAGCACCAGCUCACAAAGCUCCUGUAUGCCAGAUACCUGUAUUGGCUGUAAGAUUGGACAAUAUACAUGUAUUUAGUAAA
Messenger RNA from Sebastes umbrosus (honeycomb rockfish), 2101 nucleotides. RefSeq lists its product as uncharacterized. Bases 524 to 1156 code for a protein of 210 amino acids. The record is from RefSeq and is a predicted model, not a curated record. NCBI's taxonomy places the organism in Eukaryota, Metazoa, Chordata, Actinopteri, Perciformes, Sebastidae. The transcript is spliced from 11 exons.